This is a messenger RNA of Ctenocephalides felis (cat flea), 348 nucleotides long. RefSeq names its product COP9 signalosome complex subunit 9-like. The transcript is spliced from 3 exons. The coding region runs from base 131 to 310 and encodes 59 amino acids. The record is from RefSeq and is a predicted model, not a curated record. Gene Ontology annotation, biological process: negative regulation of protein neddylation. NCBI's taxonomy places the organism in Eukaryota, Metazoa, Arthropoda, Insecta, Siphonaptera, Pulicidae.
GGUUAAGGUUAGAAAUUUCAUAUUUUAUUUGCAUUUUGUACUAAAUCAUAGACAGCUUUGGUAAUAAAUCGACCAUUAAUAUAAAAUUAAAAAAGUUAUUUAGAAAAAUCUUAAUCUGUGAGUUAAUACAAUGAAACCAACAAUUGUUGCUGAUGAAAUGUUUCCAGAAGGUGCGGGUCCUUACAUGGACUUGGAAGAGGCAGGUGGAUCAAGUGGACUGUUAAUGGAUCUUGCAGCAAAUGAGAAGGCUGUUCAUGCAGAUUUUUUCAAUGAUUUUGAUGAUCUAUUUGAUGAUGAAAAUUUGAACUAAUUUAAUUGUGAUUGGUACAAGUAAAAUAAGUUACAAUG